Messenger RNA from Brassica rapa (field mustard), 2033 nucleotides. Its product is annotated as disease resistance-like protein DSC2. The record is from RefSeq and is a predicted model, not a curated record. Gene Ontology annotation, molecular function: ADP binding; ATP hydrolysis activity. Gene Ontology annotation, biological process: defense response. NCBI's taxonomy places the organism in Eukaryota, Viridiplantae, Streptophyta, Magnoliopsida, Brassicales, Brassicaceae.
UCUGUUUUUGUUAGUGACAAUGAAGCUGACUUGAUCAGCAAAGUAGCCUCAGAUGUCACGGCUGUGUUGGGCUUUACACCAUCAAAAGACUUAGAUAUAAAAUCGAAGUUCAUCCUACAAUCAGAACAAGUUAAGAUGAUUGUGCUUGUGGGUCCUGCCGGGAUUGGGAAGACGACCACUGCAAGAGUUUUAUACAACCAACUCUCUCCUGGUUUUCCGUUUAGCACUGUUUUGGAGAAUAUCAGAGGAAAUUAUGAGAAGCCUUGUGGUAACGACUAUCAGUUGAAGUUGCGUUUGCAGAAAAAAUUGUUGUCUCAACUAUUCAACCAAAAGGAUAUUGAGGUUCAUCACUUAGGAGAGGCUCAACAAAUGCUGAGUGGCAAAAAGGUGUUGGUUGUUCUUGAUGAAGUGGAUAGCUUGUGGCAACUAGAGGAAAUGGCAAAGCAGCUUGGAUGGUUUGGUCACGGAAGUAUUAUUAUCAUUACAACUGAAGAUAGAAAACUUGUCAAGCAACUCAGACUAGGGAUUGACCAUAUCUACGAGAUGAAAUUUCCAACUUCAACCGAGCCUAUGCAGAUCUUCUGCCAAUAUGCUUUCGGUCAAAAGUCUCCAGAUUAUGGUUUUGAAAUGCUUGCUUGGGAAGUUACUGGACUUGCUGGUGAUUUUCAUCUUCCUCUAGGCCUGAAAGUCAUGGGAUCGUAUUUACGAGGAAUGUCCAGGAAUGAAUGGAUAGAUGCACUACCAAGGCUCAAGUCUAGCCUUGACAGAGAAAUUGAAUCUACUCUAAGAUUCAGCUACGAGGGGUUAAGUGAUAACGAUAAAGCUCUUUUCCUGCAUAUUGCAUGUUUCUUUGGUUAUUUCAAGGUUGAUAGCGUUAAGAGAUGUCUUGAAAAAAGCGGUUUGGAUGUCAACCACGGGCUUCAAGUCUUAGCUGACAAAUCUCUUAUAUUUAUAGACAGGGGAUGGGUAAAGAUGCAUAGUUUGCUGCAACAAAUGGGUAGAGAAAUUGUCAAGAAUCAGUCUUUGGAGGAGCCCGGAAAGCGACAGUUCUUGUGGAAUAUACCAGAAAUUAUUGAAUUACUUGAAGAAAAUACUGGUACUGGAAAAGUUCUAGGCAUAAUGUUGGAUACUUCAGAGGGCGGGGAAAUCCAAAUAAGUAAAAGUGCUUUCGAGGGGAUGAAUAAUCUCCAGUUCCUAAGAGUCUACUCUUCUGAUAUUCUAAAAUUCUCCCCUAAUAUUCCAGCAGUCUACUCUGGUACCUUAUGCAUACCCGACGGCCUCAACUGCCUUCCCGACAAACUCAGAUUGAUAAAUUGGUAUAGAUGUCCAUUGAGAUUUUGGCCUUCCAAGUUCUCUGGCAAGUUUCUUGUCGAACUAAUCAUGCAAAAUAACAUUUUUGAGAAUCUUUGGGAGGGAAUCCAACCUCUCCAAUGCCUCAAGCUGUUGGAUUUAAGUCUCUCGAGGUAUCUAAAAAGGAUUCCAGAUCUCUCAAAAGCAACGAGUCUAGAGAAAUUGGAUCUCCAUGGCUGCGAAAGUUUGUUGGAGCUCACAAGCUCUAUUGACAGUGCCACUAAGCUUACAAUAUGCAACCUUAGCAACUGCAGGCUUUUGAAGGAGCUCCCCUCUUCUAUAAGUAGGUUAAUCAAUCUCGAGGAAUUAAACCUCAGUGAUUGCUCGAGUUUGAAAGAAUUCAGUGGUUGCUCGAGUUUGGAAAAACUCAGUGGUUGUUUGAGUUUGAAAGAACUCAAUCUGAGCUUUACUGUGAUAAUGGAAGUGCCAUCAUCAAUGAGAACUUGGCCUUGUUUUUAUCAAUUGGAUAUGGCAGGGUGUAGCAGCCUCAAGGAGUUCCCAAACGUUCCAGACAGCAUUGUAGCGUUGGUGUUGUGCGGUACAUUGAUAGAAGAGGUUCCUCCAUGGAUUGAGAAUCUAUUUCGUCUGCGUAAACUAAUCAUGUACGGAAGCAAGAGGCUGAAAAGGGUUUUUAGUAAUUAAACCCCUCAACUAAAGAUGAAUCGUAAAAAAAACCCUCAACU